UCUUACUUAGGCUAACGUUACAGUUCCAAGUUAAAUAAUUGCGUUAUAGUAUUGACGUAAACCUAUGAAUACAUUAAUGCUUGUAUAUAAAAACGAAACACGUUAUAGCUUCAUAGUAAUUAAUGGUAAAACAACAAGUUAAAAUUACAUUUGCUUAGCUAACUUAACGUUAAGCUAUUUCUUACCGGAUAGCUUUGAUUCUUUGGCAGCAGAAUUUUGUCCAUCGGCAAGCCCUUGCGACGAGGAUAUCUGGGCGGACUGAGUCAUUGGAUCCAUUUUACUGUAGUUUCAAAGCAACUGCACAAAUGCGGUAAAAUGUCUGUCGUCUCAAUUUAAAUGGUCGUUUGCUGUCCUUUGAAGACGUAUAUUUCGUCUGACUUUUCUCAAAUUUCCUCAAAAGCGGGACUCGGUUCCGCACCUUCACGCAACGUCCGAGCACUGACAGAUAAGCGAGACGGAGGGAAACAAGGCGGACUAUGGAGGAGGGGAAAAACAUGUCAGGCCAUCUAUCACAUAAUGGCAUCAUGAAGCCCUCUACUGGUGAAGUUUACGAAUGACAUACUAUGAACUACAUUUCCCAGCAUACAUGAGAGGAAACCGUGUGCGCAGUGCUUUAGAUCUUUAUACAUGGGGAUGGGCCUUUCGGCGUUCAACUGUGCUUGACAGCGAGCGAAGUAUCGUUAUGAGAUCUGCUUCGUGACGCAAACGUAGACCCUGGUGACACACUGCAAGUGACUUUUGGGCAGACUGAACUGCGCGGCAAAAGAAGGGGGACACAAACAAAAACAUGUGGCUGAGGCUGUGAGAAAACGGUAUUGCAGGUGAGGAGAGCAUCUGAGUUGACUGACAGUGGACAUCAUGGGUUUGCACUCAGCCCAGAAGAAACACUUUCCCCUGCGGGGGAUCGACGGUGUGGUUCAGCUGUUUGACGCUGAGCUCCGCAAGUCUGAGCCAGACCUAGCCCUUCUCUCCCUGGUCCUGGGUUUUGUCGAGCAUUUCCUAGCUGUGAACCGGGUCGUCCCCAUAAACGUCCCAGGGGUCCGGUUUGAACCGCUGGAGCCGGACUGCCCCACCUCCUGCUUCCCCACAGUGGAGCUGGGCAUGAUUUCUGCACUGUACGAGCGCUUCACGGCCCAGAUCCGCGGCGCUGUGGACCUGUCCCAGUACCGGAGGACUGCUGCAGGGUCCAGCAGGGAGCUGGUGAAGAAAGUGUCAGAUGUGAUCUGGAACAGUCUAAGCCGCUCUUACUUCAAGGACCGGGCCCACAUCCAGUCCCUCUUCAGUCUCAUCACUGGUACCAAACUGGACAGCUCCGGUGUGGCAUUCGCAGUCGUGGCAGCCUGCCAGGUUCUGGGUCUGAAGGACGUCCACCUGGCACUGUCUGAGGACCACGCCUGGGUGAUUUUCAGCAAAAACGGCGAAGAAACGGCUGAGGUCACCUGGCACGGGAAGGGUAACGAGGACCGACGAGGACAAACCGUCGCAGCGGGAGUCAGUGAGAAGAGCUGGCUGUAUCUGAAGGGCUCCUACAUGAAAUGUGACCGAAACAUGGAGGUGGCCUUCAUGGUUUGUGCCAUCAACCCCUCACUGGACCUGCAUACUGACAGCUCGGAGCUCCUGCAGCUACAACAGAAACUCCUGUGGUUGCUGUAUGAUCGAGGCGACCUGGACAGGUAUCCUAUGGCCAUGGGCACUCUGGCAGACCUCGAAGAUCAGGAUCCGAUCCCAGGCAAGGAGAGCCCCCUGAAAAUCCACCUCAAGGCUGUCAGUUCUGCUCAGCAGUACUACAACAACGAGCACAUCUACCCCUACAUGUACCUGGGUGGUUUCCAUUACAGGCACAGGGAUGUGCGGGAGGCUCUCAAGUCCUGGGCUGAGGCUGCUCAGGUCAUGCAGGACUAUAACUAUUUCCGUGAGGACGAGGAGAUCUACAAGGAGUUCUUUGACAUUGCAAACGACGUAAUCCCCAAUCUGCUGAAGGAGGCGGCUGCUGCUGCAGAGAGUCCUGGGGAGGGAGGGGAGGGAGGAGAAGGAGCUGACAAGGAGCACCCCAAGCAGGCAGCAGCCCUCUCCGCACUCCAGGACCCAGAAUGCUUUGCCCACCUGCUGUGUUUCUAUGAUGGCAUCUGCAAAUGGGAGGAGGGCAGUCCCACGCCGGUCCUUCACGUGGGCUGGGCCACCUACCUGGUCCAGUCUCUGAGCCGCUUUGAUGCUCAGGUGCGUCAGAAGGUGUCAAUCAUCACCAAAGAGCCAGAGGCCCAGGAUGACGAUGACCUGUCCAGCGACGACCCCCGGGAGGGCCGCAGACGAGGCCCCAGGAGAGAGUCCAAGCCGGAUGAGCAGAGCUCUCCUCCUCCUGCUGCUCCCACCUCCCCAUCCACCCAGCCUGCUGCAGCAGCAGCAGCACAGCCCAAGAAGGUGGGAGAGGGAGGGGGCCGCCGCCGCUCCUCGCAGGGCCUGCGAGGGGAAAACGCUGACGGAAAACCCAACUCCCCCAGCCCGGACUCUUCCCCCUCAUCCCAGCAACAGGCGUCCCCCUCCCCCGCCGGUCCUGUGGUCUCCUUUCAGAGUGAGAAGAUGAAGGGGAUGAAGGGGCUGCUGUGUGCGGCCAAGGUGAACUCCAGCGCCAUCAAGCUGCAGCUCACCGCCCAGUCACAGGUCCAGAUGAAGAGGCAGAAGAGCACACCGGCCGGGGAUUACUCCAUGUCCUUCAUGAAGCGGCAGCGCAAGUCACUCUAGACAUGUUGAAUUGUUGUAGGAGGAGUUGUUGAGACUCUUUAGGACAUACUGUGAACUGCAACACGGACAGCCGAUUAACCUCGCUUCUGUUUGUGAAACUAUUUUACCAGUAUUUUCAUCCAGUGGUUCGGUUCAGUCAAUAUCCUCAUCGUUCCUAGCAAUAUAUUUGACUUGCACACUUGAGUUAAGCAUCACAUAUCAGGUUUGAAUUGAAGGAGUGAACAUUUCAUUCUGUUUUUAUUUAACUAUAGCCAGAUUUUUCUGGGGAACUGCCUAGUUUAAUAGAUUGUUAAGCACUCAUUCAUCAUUAGUUUGUGUUUUAAUUGGCAGCCAAUUGCACACUGACUAUUAACUUCUCAUUGACUUACAUGUGGAUGUUUGAAGCCAAAGUAACGAGGACAACCAGAAUACAACGUACAGAUGUGUAAAUAUCAACUUGUACCAUUAGGAAUCUGUCCAUACUGAAGCCUUGGAAGUGAUUAAUUUAGGAUAGUUACUGUGUAACAUUGUCCACUUCUGCUCUAUCAACAGCUUCUUUCUUGCUAGCUCUAUGUUGCCUUACUUUGCCUUUGUUCUUUUCUAAAGUAGGUGGCCUUUAGUUUUAAGAAUAGCUAAGUUCGGCCUAUUUCUAAUGAUUAGAGAAGACCAGGAAGACCAUGCACUGUUGAGACGGAGCCACAUUAGGUGGCCCCGCUACAUCCUAUUUGCUUGAUGACUUGUGGUUUUUGUAUCUGCAAGUAAUAAAGACCUGAUGAAAAUAGAA
Messenger RNA from Perca flavescens (yellow perch), 3502 nucleotides. RefSeq names its product multiple endocrine neoplasia I (gene men1). Bases 859 to 2739 code for a protein of 626 amino acids. Gene Ontology annotation, biological process: negative regulation of cell population proliferation; negative regulation of cell cycle; regulation of transcription by RNA polymerase II. The transcript is spliced from 11 exons. The record is from RefSeq and is a predicted model, not a curated record. Gene Ontology annotation, cellular component: chromatin; histone methyltransferase complex; nucleus. Lineage: Eukaryota; Metazoa; Chordata; Actinopteri; Perciformes; Percidae. Gene Ontology annotation, molecular function: chromatin binding; Y-form DNA binding; transcription cis-regulatory region binding.